Cicer arietinum (chickpea) is the source of this 1798-nucleotide messenger RNA. Its product is annotated as cyanogenic beta-glucosidase-like. Gene Ontology annotation, biological process: carbohydrate metabolic process. The record is from RefSeq and is a predicted model, not a curated record. Gene Ontology annotation, molecular function: beta-glucosidase activity. NCBI's taxonomy places the organism in Eukaryota, Viridiplantae, Streptophyta, Magnoliopsida, Fabales, Fabaceae.
ACAACUUGAACAAUUAAGUGAUUACACAACAUAAAAACAAGAAAAUCGAUUACACAUAUCAUAUGGCAUUAAACAUUAUAUAUUUCCUAUUUUCUCUCUUGCCUUUAAUUUUCUCAUUCACAAAAGGUGAUGUAACGCAGCUAGCUUCAUUGAAUAGAAACAGUUUCCCUGAUGGCUUCAUCUUUGGUACAGCAUCUUCUGCAUACCAAUUUGAAGGUGCAUCAAACGAAGGUGGAAGAGGACCAAGUAUUUGGGAUACAUUCACUCAUAAAUUUCCAGAUAAAAUAAAGGAUGGGAAAAAUGGUGACGUGGCAGUUGACUCGUAUCAUCGCUAUAAGGAAGAUGUUGCGAUUAUGAAGGAUAUGAACUUGGAUGCAUAUAGAUUUUCCAUAUCUUGGUCUAGAAUACUCCCAAAAGGAAAACUAAGUGGAGGAAUCAAUCAAGAAGGAAUCGACUAUUAUAACAACCUCAUCGAUGAAUUGCUGGCAAAUGGUUUACAACCAUUUGUAACUCUUUUUCAUUGGGAUCUUCCUCAAGCGCUAGAAGAUGAAUAUGGUGGCUUCUUAAGCCCUCUCAUCAUAAAAGACUUUCAAGAUUACGCAGAACUUUGUUUUAAAACAUUUGGAGAUAGAGUAAAAUAUUGGAUAACUUUAAAUGAGCCAUGGACUUACAGUAGAGAUGGAUAUGCGAACGGUGACAUGGCACCAGGUCGAUGUUCUUCUUGGUUGAACCCAAAUUGCACUGGUGGAGAUUCUGGAACAGAACCAUAUUUAGUUUCACACUAUCAACUUCUAGCUCAUGCAGCAGCGGUUAAUGUGUAUAAGACCAAAUAUCAGGACUCUCAAAAUGGUAUGAUUGGUAUAACAUUGGUCAUUAACUGGUUUGUGCCACUCUCGAAAAAUAUAUUUAAUCAAAAAGCUGCCGAAAGAGCUAUAGACUUUAUGUUUGGAUGGUUUAUGGAUCCUCUAAGUAAUGGAGAUUAUCCCAAAACCAUGCGAGCAUUGGUUGGAGCACGGUUACCAAAGUUUACUAAAGAGCAAUCUAAACUAGUGAGUGGUUCGUUUGAUUUUAUUGGCAUAAACUAUUAUUCUUCUUGCUAUGCUUCUGAUGCACCUCAACUAAGAAAUGCCAAAGAUAACUACCUCACAGAUUCUCUUUCUCAAUUUUCAUUCGCAAGCAAUGGAAAACCCAUUGGCCUUAAUGUUGCUUCAGAUUGGUUGUAUGUUUAUCCUAAAGGAAUUCGAGACUUUUUGAUAUAUACUAAAAAAAAAUACAACAAUCCUUUAAUUUAUAUCACCGAAAAUGGUAUAAAUGAGUACGAUGAUCCAUCAUUAUCACUUCAAGAAUCUCUUUUAGAUUCCUACAGAAUUGAUUAUCAUUAUCGUCAUCUCUUUUAUCUUAGAGCUGCAAUUGAAGCUGGUGUAAAUGUUAAGGGAUACUUUGCAUGGUCUUUGUUGGAUAAUUUUGAAUGGCACAUGGGUUACACUGUGAGAUUUGGAAUGACCUUUAUAGAUUACAAAAAUGAUUUAAAAAGACAUCAAAAGCUCUCAGGAUUAUGGUUCAAGAAUUUUCUCACAUCAGACAUCAAACUUUACGGACAUUCUAUUUAAUAGGGCUAACAAAUUCCUAAUGACACAUUUAUUUCAUUAUUUGUAUAAAAACAAUAGACGUUGUAAUUUAGGUGAAAAUAGUAUUUAUAAUUGAUUUUAUUAUUUGAUUUUAUAUGUAUCUUGUAAUUUCAUUUUACAUUUCCUUAAAAAAUGUAGGAAAUUAAUAAAUAAGGUAUUUUAUUCUCAUA